AUGGCUUCAAAUAGUGUAGAUGAUGAAAAGCCAAAUUUACGGCCAACUAAAUAUAGUGCUGCUACUGGUAAAACUCUUUUUUUACACCAUAAUCCAAAUCAACCAUCGAAUAAAUCCUAUAUUAUUGCUACAUGGGAAGAUAGAGAUCAACAACAGGACGAAUUAGCCAAUCACAAACCAGAUCCAUUUGGUAUUGAACAACCCAAUGUAGAAUAUUCUUUAAAUAAACGACAACGAUGGAAAGUACUAAAAGAUUUUCGUCAACAAAUUCCUAAUCUAUCAAGUUCAUCAUCAGACGAUGAUCUGGGUACUCAAUCGGAUUCGGAACAAAGACAAAAAAAUAAAAAAACUCAACAAAAAUAUCUAAAUAUCCAUCGAACAAAAUAUGUCUUAUAUGAAUUUCAUAAUAAUAGGAAAAAAAACAAUUGUGUCGGAAUAACAACUAAUACAACACAACGACGUACACAAAAACCUAGAAAAACUUAUUUGAAUGAAUCAAUAAAUACGGUAAUAGAACCAAGAGAAAAUCAUCAAAAUAAUAAUACGGAAUCUGUCGAAGUUACUUCUAAUGUAUCUUAUUGUGCUGUUGUUCCACUACCACGAGAAUCACAAUUAGCUAACGUUAAAAAACAUCACACUUCAAGAAAUAAGAAUACAAAAUCGAGUACACAACGUUCUAAAUUUACUCAAGCAAAUGAACGACUAGAUGCUGAAGAACGAAUACAAGAUGAACAAGAAGACCUAUCGACCGAUGAUGCUAAUGGCGAUGAUGACGAUGAAUCCAUGUUAUCGUAUUAUACUUCGUCGAAAUUAGAAUUAAACGAUUUUAUACGUGUAAAACGAGAUGAGAAUGAUAUUGAUCAAGUGUCUGUUAAAUCUGAAAAUUCUGAAGAAGUCGAGCCAUCGAAACAAAAGAAACGAUUUUAUCGACAAAUAAGUAAAGAAGAAAAACUUUAUAAUCGAGAUAUGGCUACAUAUAUAAAAAUGCAAGAAAAACCAGGUGUAACAAUUAAACCAAAGGAAAAAUCUCAUCAUCAUUUAAUGUCAUUAUCAUUUCGUUCUAUUUUCUUACAUCAAACAGACUUGUGUAUUGAACAUCUAUCGAAAACUUAUGGGAAAAAUUUUCUUCGUGCUCAAUGUUAUCCAACAAAAUAUUUAAUUUGUCUUACAGAUCGUUUAAAAUAUUUUCAAUGGUCAAAUAAAUUUGAUUUAUUUUCAAUUUAUUCAACACUUAACUGUUAUCUUGUCAUUAUUUUGAAUGAUGAAUUAAACAAUGAAAAUAAUUCUUGUCAAGCACAAGUUGCGCUUAACAUGGAUUUAUAUGCUGAUACAAUACAGAUUGAAACAUUGUCUCAAUCAAGUGAAAAAAUCUAUAAAAUUGAUGAAUUAAUUGAUAAAACAAUAGAAUUCGUUACAAAUUUACCAUUCGAUACAUUUAAACCUAUUGAUUUAGAAAUAAAUCAAAAGAAAUAUUAUCGAAAUGAAAUCGAUAGCGAAUUAAGUGAAAGUGAAUUUGUCAAUAAACAAAUUCAACACAUACAUAUACUAGAUAAAAACGAUUUGCAAGCUAAAUUAAAUAAUGAAGAAGUAAAUAAUGAAAAUAACUUAGUUCGACCAGAUAUUUGUGUAACUUGUUGUUGUGAUAUGAAUGAAUCAAUACCAAUGACUGCAUUAAAAUCCUGUGGACAUUGGUUAUGCAAUCAAUGUUGGAAACAAUAUAUUGAAACAACAGUUAAAUCUAUUAAAAUUAUACGUUGUCCAGAAUGGAAUUGUUAUUCACAUCUUGAUGUUGGUACAAUCUUAUCUUUGGUUAAUAUUCGUUGUAUGAAUAUUUAUGAACGUAAUAUAGAAAAAUGUCUAGUUAAUUUGUCUCGUUCUUAUGUUAAAUGUCCAUCGAAAUCUUGUCCAUUGAUUGUUCAAGUUAUUGAUUCAGGAAUGGAUCAUGUUCGAUGUCGGUGUGGCCAUCAAUUUUGCAUUGAUUGUAAACAAGAACCACAUUUUCCAGCAAGAUGUAGUUCCUAUCGGGAAUAUAUCGAUGAAGUGUAUCGAAAUGGUGAUUUAACAACUGAAUACAAUGCGAAGAUUUUAGUUCGGGGUCGAAAUUGUGUAUCAUGUAAUUAUUUCAUUGAAAAGAAUGGCGGUUGUAAUCAUAUGACAUGCCGAUGUGGUGCUCAGUUCUGUUGGGUUUGUACUGGUUAUUGGAAAGAUCAUUUUGGGCCUAGGGGCGAAUUUGCGUGUCCGAAACAUGAAGUACCAAUUCAAAAAAAACUUCUCGUUAAAGAACGCAAUCCAUCUCGAAGACUCUAUGAACAUGCAGUUUUUCAUCGGUACGAACGUGCUUUUCAAAGUCAAGUAAAACUAAAUGAAAAUGUCAAGCGCCUCAUUGGAACGAUACCAUUAGAAAAAGGAACUUCGUUCGAUACAUCACUCAUAAAAUCACAAAUUGAUAAACGCGAAUCACUCUUACGACAUACAUAUGAAAUGGUUAAAUAUGUUAAUUAUCUACAUCGUGUAUGUGAAUUUAUUGCUGUAGCUGCUGAUGGUUAUGCUGAUAAUCCAAUUGAAUUCGCUAAUAGUUUAUAUCCAUUUGAAGCAAUUAUUUUCAAUAUGACUGUCUUAUUUGAAACUGGACGAGGUUAUCAAGCAAUUGAACAAUUGAAUGAUUCAUGUAAACGAAGUGAAAGUUUACUUGAACGUCUUCGUCGUGCUGUUUCUCGUCGUAAAACACGACAACAACAAAUAGGAUAUGUAACUUCUUAA
Rotaria socialis is the source of this 2760-nucleotide messenger RNA. Lineage: Eukaryota; Metazoa; Rotifera; Eurotatoria; Philodinida; Philodinidae. The record is from the annotation of a GenBank genome assembly.